UAGUGCGGAUUUUUCCUGAUUUCCUCAAGUUUCAGUGGGUUUUUCAGUGGUGAAAGUAUGUGGACAGAAUUUAGGCAGUCAUCCAACGAGGAGGUUACGAUAAAAGACAACCUGUGCUCCAAUGGACUCUUUCAAAUUGCGUCCUCUUGUGUGGUUCGCACAGAGCCCAAAGUUCAUGCUGCCGUGCAGAAUGGGAAUAUCGUGGUGGCUGUCGAUCAGAGCGUUGUUUUGAUUGAAAAUGAGGAGUGCAAGUUUCUCAACAUCCCGGAAACUCAGAUUGACUGCGUCUUCACGUCGGAAUCGGGAAAGCUAGUGGUUUGCUGCAUGUCCAACGGAAAUAUAAGUGGAUUUUCAAUUAAGGGAUAUCCAUUGUUCAAUCUGAAGAUCGAUGAGAAUGAUAUUGGGUCGGAGAAGACCUUUGUCGGGAUCGCCAGAAGUUUCCAGGACAUCUAUGUAAUGUGUACCAGCGGCAGGAUGUACAAGAUAAGCAAUGCGGAUGAGGAAAGAAGCAUGACAACGAUUGAGAGCAACGAUACUCUGGAGUUCAAUGAAACUAUUCCUUCAAAUGCUCAACUUUUCAAGCUUUCAACGCAGAAAUUCUACAAUCCGAUCAUCUGCUUCGCAGUGAUUCCGCAAAUGCAACCUCUAACGGCGGUAUUUUCCGAUUACGCACGCAUUUAUAUCUAUUCUGGUGGAGAAAUACAGCCAAUUUGGCAUCCGGACGAUGCCAAUGAGAUCCGGAAGCUUCUCCUCGUUGGAAAUUACUUGCUUGGUUUGGCUAAAAAUGGGAAUAUCGUGGAGAUCUGUCCCUUCACAGGAAUGCUGUACACCAUGAGCGUUCCUGGAGAUCCCAGUAUUGAGGACAUGACUCUCCUGGAGAACUCCGAGGAGAAGACAGAGCUGAUAAUUCUCACGAAGCCCAGUACAAUCGGCGUGAAGGCGCUGAAAGUGAUGGAUUUCCCUUCGAUGCAAAUCAUGUACGAAUUAGACGCGAAUAACCACAUCUGGCUAGUGGAUCAGCCGAAAUGCUCCACUGGAAUGUAUUAUCUUGUUGGGAAUAUUCAGCUAGAUCUUGAGCUAGACGACGAAAUCCCCCAAGAGAUCGAAAUGAAGAUCAUCACUGAGACGCUGCCACAGCAUCAGCUUGACAAGAUGCUCAGCCAUGGGCGAUUGGAUGACGCUGAGAAGUUUGCUUUGCAAUUCAAACUCAGUCUGUUGCCCAUCCACAAGAGUCGAAUCAGCAGACAAGUCACGAUUUUGUCUGAGUGCAGAAACACAGAAGUUCUUCGACAGUUGUUCGUGGAUUUCCUCCAGUUGCUGGACAAAAUUGACGACAAUGCGGUGUUCCUGGAUUAUUGGGAUAUUGAGAUUCCGAACAGACAAAUAACAGCGGAAUAUUUGAAGUAUUUGCAGAGAAAGAUCACCGGAGAAGAUGAUACUGAAGUGACAAUCAAAUUGAAGAUUGCUGAACAUCUGCGCAGACUGGAGACGCUGCAGCUAAUGGAUCCGUCUGAGUGGAUUCUAGAGUGGAGGAAUUUCAUCAACAGUCAGAAUCUCUUGCAGAUUUGCAAGGAUUUCCUCUCAACGAAUAUCUCCAGUGCUUGCUUGAUCUGGUCCAGACAUUCAGCUUAUCUGAUUCCUAAUUUGGAUAGUGGAAAUCUCAUGAAAAUACUCGACACUUUCCCGAGCUCAACUGAACCGCUUUCGGUGAUUCAGUGGUUGAAUCACUUCACACCGUCUCUUCUGCAAAUUCAUCCGGAAUUCAUGCCCAUCAUUGUGGAGUGGAGCAUUAAGAGGAUUAAGAUCUUUGAGAGCAAUCCCGCAUGGAGGAACAAUUCGCUUGAGAUCUGCAACAGCAUUCUGGACAUUUUCCUCAAUUUGCACUUUGUCAUAAUCGAUCGUCGGCGGCAACAUGACAGUAGCAUUAGAAGCCUGCAAGUUAUCAAGUUCGCUCUCGAAGAUCUUCAUGUGCUGAAGAGCAAUUACAACAUCACCAUCAACUUGACUCAGUAUCUGGGCAAUAAUCUGGAGGAGACGACAUUCAAAUUGCUUUUGGGCGUCCAAACAGAGAACAUUCAGAGCCUCAUCAAUGACUUCAUCUAUCCGAAAUUCAUGGAGAAGAGCUUGUCGCCAAUAGCAUCACUCGUGCAGUACGUGAACUACCUCGUAACUUACAACAAAUCCUUCUACUACUGGCAAGAAAGGGCUGUGACAGUGAUUGAGCUGAUCGCGGAUGAAGAUGAGAGGUUGCAGUGUGCGCAAAAUGUGCUGAAGAAUGCUCCUGUGCCGUGGUCAAUUGUUCUGCAGCCGCUCACGAAGUACAGCAUCCUGAAGCAUCCUCUGGCGCACGAGAUCAGCUUGAUCUACAAGCAGCAGAAGGUGACGAUGAUCAAACUGAAGUAUCACUGGCCACAGAAUGCGCCGGACAACUAUUUUAUGCUCGUCAGCAGGAUUCUAAAGGAGAAAACGCCAGAUUUGUGGAACGAUGUGAAGAGUCUGAUCGACACGGUGCCGCACAUAAGGAAGAUGGCUUAUCACUGCUGCGUGCACGAGUUCACGAAGCAGGGAAAUCACGAGAUGGUGCUGCAUAUUCUCAGUGAGUUACAAGAGGAUCACGAUGAGACUAAUGAUUAUUUGAUGGAGAUCUUCAUGAGGAUGCUCGAGGAUGGUGUUGAUGAGAGUGCGGAGAGGAAUUUCAUGAAAACGCUGAAUAUUCUAAACAACAAAUCCAAGAAUUCACAUAAUUCUCAAGUGCAGCAAAUUAAUCGACUGUACAAGUUGAAGAUGCACUUUGGCGGCAAGGCAUUCACCAGACUAGCUGUUGACAAUUUGGCUGAAGGAAAAGAGAUGCUCGCAAAGGGAUUAGUGAUGAUUGUAAACAAUUUGCGCAACUAUGGAAAGGAUCUCAUCAUGCGCAUGUGGAACGAUGUGAAAGUUCUCACGGAAGCUCUUGAAUUGGACUUCUUGGAGGGAAUUAUCAAUCUGUUGCAAAUGUGCUCACAUCUUCAGCUGUCCUGCGCCAUUGCGUACAACAUUCUUACGAUGAUGGAGAUUAACACGGAUAAUUGCGACAAAAUACUGCAAUUGUGCGCUCUUCUCAUUAUCCAGCAAUCACAGGCUUUUGAAAGUGAGGAAACAAGUCUUGAAGAUCCUCUCACAUUUGCCAUAAUCCACAGAUUUCUUGUGAGAGUUCUGCAAGUGACGAAACUCUACUACAUUGAGGCAAAGGAAAUGGUCGUUUGGAUGAGAAUUGUCAAUGAAUUCUAUACGGAUUCCACACUUGAUGAAUAUUACCGAGAAAGAUGUGAUGAAUUGAGUGAAGAGAUUGCUGAAGUAUUAAUCAGAGAUCACAAGACGACGAAGGAGAAGAAGAGUGAGAAGAAGAGGAUUUCCAUGUCGAUUUUCGAUCAAGUUUCCGCACCAUCUGUAGAUGUCACGAAGGAAGUAAAGGUGGAACUGCAGACAAUCAUCAAAUGCAUUUCUACGAUCAUGCAGAUUGUCGUUCAUCAUCCUGAAGGGACGAACUUUGGAUAUCGACUGAGGAAAAUCAUCAAAAGUGAGGAGGAAUUGUCGCUGGAGAAUGGAGAUUUUGCAACAGAAAGUUUGCAGGCUGAUUUGUCGGAAUACAUUCAGAAGCUCUUCAAGCUCAAGAUGUAUUCGGCACUUUACUCAAUUACACUGCUAGUGAUUGACUUGCAGAAGAAGUGCGGUAUUAUGCUGAUUCCAGAGGAGUCGGUGAAUAUUUUCCACAAGAAAUUGAUGAAAUCAUCACUUAUUGAGCGAGAUUUCAACUUGAUAGAAUGCUUGGCACAAUUGGUAUCAACUAAAUCACCUGAGAAAUUCCUGCGAUCGCUGAGCGUUGACAACAAGAACGAUGCUUACAAGGUGAAUUACUUCUCGCUAUUGGAAAAUUAUUUCAAUUUGUGUGGAGAUUUAAGUGGCGCGAUGGGAUACAGAGAGAGUCGCAUUAAAUUCCAAUUCAUGAUGGAGAUACGCAAGAAGAAGCCUGAUUUUGAGAUGACUUUCAGUGUGGAGAAGUGCACACUGGCGCAGUUGAUAACAGAGGUGUGCACAGUGCCGAUCGAUGUGACUCUGCUGCAGAAAUUGUUCAGGGACUUCUCCUGGAAGGGAGACUAUGACGAGCUGAUGGUAUCCCAGUUGCUGACUGUACUGAAUAGGCAGGAGCUGAAGUUCAGCAUAACAACAGAUGACUUUGGGAAGGAAGUGGUGAAUGUGCAGAACUCUGUGGAAGACAUUCUGAAGCAGUGUCGACCGUACAUGACGGAGAUUAGCAAACUGAAACUGUUGAUCACCAGGUUGAAGGCAUUCAUGCAGUCCAUGAAUUUCUACUUCUAUGAAUUGUAUCUCAGCAUCAUUGCGAUUCUGGAUGAGAUCAAUGCAAUGACGCCAGAGAUGAGUGUGUGGAAAGAUAUUCUGGAGUUUUUAAAGCACAAAAUGACGGUGAAGCGACGCAAUCGGUCGAUGCAGAAGGAAACUGAUGAGUGGCUGAAUGGUCAGUGUGAAGGUGGAGUUUUGCCCAAGAUCGCCAAUUAUCGUUUUCCGUUUCAAGUGAUUAUCAAGAAUGGACUUCACGAGACGCUCGGUGAGGAGAUUUACGUGGAGAACUGCGAAGAAUGGUUCCCAUUGAUAAAAAUUCACACGGCGUACUUCAGCAAGGAUAUGAGCUUGAUGGAGAUUAUAGAGAAAUUCUGCAUGACGGCGAUUAAGAAUACGAUUUUCGAGUACAAAGCUCUGAUGGAGAAGAGUGAGAAUGAUGGCUGGCAAUUGAAGUCCAGCGAUAAUUCACCACUCAAGUCAAUCAUUAAAUUGACACGCUUCAUGUCAACGGAAUGGAAAAUUUUCACAGUUCUCUACUUUAUCACGAAUUACUCUGUCAGUGGAGUGGAUCAAGUGGAGGCGGUCCAGGAGUGCUACAGAUAUGCGGUGGAGAACGAGAGGGCGAUCAUGGUCAAUGAGAGAGUGUUGGAUCAGAUGGUGAAAAUAAAGAGGAGAUAUCCGAUGAUUAAGAUUCAGCAUUUACUACAUGUGCACAAGUUAAAUGAGGAGCACUUGCUGGCGCUGGUGGAGAAUCCCACUAAGCUCAUCCAUGCGCUGUACAUGCACGAGAGUUUGCUGAUGGCACAGCCACCGAACAUCACGUACGUUGUGGAGGAGAUUGCGGCGCUGAAUGAGUUGAAUUUGAGGAUGCUACAGGAGAGUCUGUUGACCAAGUGGCUGGCCAUUUCGGUGGACUGCAACGAGACAUGCCUGGAUGACACGCUUUUGCAGGAGAAUCUGCAGGAGAGCAUCCUGAAAGAGGAGAAGGGAGCGAAUGAGGACAGUGAUAUGGAGGAUUAUGUGAAGAGGGCUCAGUACAUCUUGUCCAGCUGGCCAAUUGAUGACACUGUGAAGUUCCUCAGCACAAUUGCUUACCAGAAUGAUCAGAAUGCCGAGAGUCAGCUGAAGAUCUUUGAGUGGUUCGUGCAACUGUUCGACAACGAGGAUACGGACAGUGUGAUUAUGCAGAAGAACUAUGUGCAGAUGAAGGUGAUCAGUGAUCUGAAGAAGGUGGGUUUGAAUUUGCCACCAACCAAGUAUCAUCAGUACGAGAAGAUUGCACUGCUGAAGAAGAUCUGGCAGAAAUGCCACAGCAAUCCUACGGCUAUUCACGCUAUGGCUCUAAUUUGUCUUGAGCAUAACAUCAAUGAACCUAAGAUUUGGGAUGCGGUUCUGCAGAAAAUGACUCACUUUGGUAUGAAGAAGGAACUGCUGUCGAUUGUGAACUUCUUAUCAGUGAAGCAGGAGUUGCUGGAUGUCGAUGGCUUGAGAGCUGCGUGGGAAUUACUGAUCAAGUCGCCCUUUGAGAAGAUCACAGGCGAUAAUGAGGAACUCUGUAGAGCUCUGUGUCUUCUGCAAACGUGUCCAGUGACUGCCAAGAUCAAUCUCGUCAAUCUGGCGCAUCUCUGUGAGCACAUAGAUCAGGUUCACAUGGCGGCAAUUUGUAUGGUGUAUGCCAACAAGGAGGAUAAAGAGAUAAUCAAGAGACUGGUGAUGAAGCACAAGUCGCAGAAGAUGCAAAAUGAACUCGAACAGUUGGAACUCCAUGGAAUCCUGCCGAUUCUUAUCAAGACUGCCAUCUCAGAGAUAUUCAGCAUUUUAGAUUAAUGCAAUUAAAUACAUUCUUACAACCUUUCGUGACUCUUUUCGUGCUUGUAUCGUGCAGAUGAGUGGCCAAAGGCUU
This is a messenger RNA of Phlebotomus argentipes, 6241 nucleotides long. RefSeq names its product kinetochore-associated protein 1 (gene rod). The transcript is spliced from 6 exons. Gene Ontology annotation, cellular component: cytoplasm; kinetochore microtubule; RZZ complex. NCBI's taxonomy places the organism in Eukaryota, Metazoa, Arthropoda, Insecta, Diptera, Psychodidae. The record is from RefSeq and is a predicted model, not a curated record. Gene Ontology annotation, biological process: mitotic spindle assembly checkpoint signaling; mitotic sister chromatid segregation; protein localization to kinetochore involved in kinetochore assembly. Gene Ontology annotation, molecular function: small GTPase binding. Bases 58 to 6165 code for a protein of 2035 amino acids.